GAAACGUUUGUCACGGGAAACUAGCAAAAUGAAUCUUGCAUGAAUCUCACGAAGAAAAGAGAAAAAAAGAAAAAAAAAAGUAUAAGUGUUGUUAGGGUAAAUUUUAAACAAACUCACGAUCAUGACGAGAUAUACAGCUACUUAUGGGCAUAUGUAUGUACAAAUACAACACAAACGAGUUACGUGUAGCUCAAGCGAAAACCCAGCAAAAUUUCCCAACACCCUUUUACCCUCUCUCUCUCUCUCUCCCAUCUCAAACUGCUCAAUUUUAUGAUUAGUUUGGUACGAGGAACGGGUAAAACGAGGAGGAAGAGGAGAGGAGAAGCAGAGGAAGAAGGAAGGAUGCGCAAGUCUUUCAAGGAUUCGCUCAAAGCUCUUGAAGCUGAUAUCCAGUUUGCCAACACACUAGCUUCUGAGUAUUCAAGUGGAGGUGCCAGCUUCCAAAUGAGAUUGUCCUACAGUCCAGCUGCUCAAUUCUUCCUUUUUCUUGUUCAGUGGACUGACUGUCACCUUGCUGGAGCCUUAGGAUUGCUCCGAAUUCUAAUAUACAAGGCUUAUGAAGAUGGAAAGACAACCAUAUCCAUUUACGAAAGAAAAGCCAGUCUAAAGGAAUUCUAUGGUGUGGUGUUUCCCUCUUUAUUGCAACUUCACAGAGGAAUCACUGAUGUUGAAGACCGAAAACAAAAACAUCUAUGUGCUACUAAGUAUAAUCUUAAAGAUUUGACAAGCAAAGGAAAGUUUUCUGAAACUGACAUUGAGAGAGAAGAAGAGUGUGGUAUUUGCUUGGAGAUGAACAGCAUGGUUGUAUUGCCCAACUGCUAUCAUUCAAUGUGUAUGGAAUGCUACCAAGACUGGCAUGCAAGAUCUCAAUCUUGUCCUUUCUGUCGAGACAGUCUCAAAAGAGUAAACUCUGAUGAUCUUUGGAUCUACAUUAGCAGCAGUGAGAUCAAUGACUUGGCUUCAAUCAACAAGGAGAAUUUGAAAAGAUUGUUCAUGUACAUAGAAAGUUUGCCUGUAAUUGCCAGAUCCUACAUUCACCAUCUCAUAUCAUCACCAUUAGUGAUUGCCAAUUAGGAGAAAGUUCAUUCAAGCCUAUAAGUUUCUAAUAUUUAUGAUUCUCAGUUUGUGCAGGAAUUUCUCUGUUUGUAAAUACAUGUUACCUUGUGAUCACAGUCCAUAUUAUAUACUCAUUUCAAUGGAAUUAAAUUAAGGGUU
This is a messenger RNA of Vigna angularis (adzuki bean), 1215 nucleotides long. Its product is annotated as E3 ubiquitin-protein ligase AIRP2. Gene Ontology annotation, cellular component: cytosol. Gene Ontology annotation, molecular function: ubiquitin protein ligase activity. Bases 271 to 1074 code for a protein of 267 amino acids. The transcript has 6 exons. NCBI's taxonomy places the organism in Eukaryota, Viridiplantae, Streptophyta, Magnoliopsida, Fabales, Fabaceae. The record is from RefSeq and is a predicted model, not a curated record. Gene Ontology annotation, biological process: protein ubiquitination.